Messenger RNA from Salarias fasciatus (jewelled blenny), 807 nucleotides. It is a transcript of the gene dzank1, whose product is annotated as double zinc ribbon and ankyrin repeat domains 1. The record is from RefSeq and is a predicted model, not a curated record. Bases 1 to 807 code for a protein of 268 amino acids. The transcript has 7 exons. Lineage: Eukaryota; Metazoa; Chordata; Actinopteri; Blenniiformes; Blenniidae.
AUGGUUCGGGGCCAACGAAGAGCAGCAGAUACCACCAAGAAAUACACCGAGGCCAUCAUGCUGCCUGCCGGACGGACUGUUAGAGCCGUGGCCAUCACCAGCGACGGCCGGCAGAGCUCUGUGGUAACAAAGGUCUUCCUGGUGGACCUUGUGGACAGCGGGCAGAACGUCCAGCAGUGUGGUCCCGCACUCCGCUGUGUGAUGUGUUGGCGCUGUGGUGCCAGUGGAUCCCUGAACGCUCACUUCUGUGCGUACUGCGGCGUCCUUCUUCAGUCCGUCAUCGCCAGUGACCAGCCUGAUGCCACGUGGAGGGAGGUGCCCUCAACUGGCACCGCCUCAAAUGAGAAGGAAGCCCCGCCCACCGUGGAUCAGCACACCCAGACCGUGGGACUUUAUUACCCAUCAGCCACCAAGCUGCAGAGGAAGGAGCAGCAGGAGGUGCUGCGGCUUAACAGGGAGCUGACGGGCAGAGACCAGCGGCCACCGCAGAGCGCCAUCAGCCCUGGCAGAGGUUUUUGGAGGAAGCAGCUGGAUCACGUGUGCGCCCACCUGAGGAGCUACGCCCAGAACCACGCCUCCUUCAGAGCCGUGCUGGGAGAGCCCCGCCUGGGCCGGGUGGUCUCUGCGGUGGUCCGGGAGGACGGUUCGGAGGUCAGUGUGACAGUGAGCUUUGAGUCGGUGAAGCACGAGCAGAUGAAGAUGCCUCCCGACGGUGGCACCGUCAGAACAGCGUUUGCCAAUACUCUGAGCAACGCCAUGGAGCGCGGCAUCCACAGUAAGAACCGGAAUAAAACCGAAAGUGAAUAA